UCAAGCUACGGUCACACUAUCCUCGAAAACGCGAAAAGCCGGCGAUUUGCGGCACGCUUGUUUUAUUUUUUAUUUAAAACGCUACUAAAAUCACAAAAACACCAUGUCGGCUGGCAUGCCCAUCAAUCCGAAGCCUUUCCUGAACGGCCUGACGGGAAAACCGGUGCUGGUGAAGCUCAAGUGGGGACAGGAGUACAAGGGCUUCCUGGUGUCCGUCGACGGCUACAUGAACAUGCAGCUGGCCAACACCGAAGAGGUGAUUGAGGGCUCCGUCACUGGGAAUCUCGGCGAGGUGCUUAUCCGCUGCAACAACGUGCUGUACAUAAAAGGAAUGGAGGACGACGACGAGGAGGGCGAGAUGCGCGACUAAACACUUCCUACCUGCAGUUUGCGA
Molecule: messenger RNA, 394 nt
Organism: Drosophila ficusphila
Lineage: Eukaryota; Metazoa; Arthropoda; Insecta; Diptera; Drosophilidae
Gene: SmF
Product: small nuclear ribonucleoprotein F
Exons: 2
Coding region: 104-370 (88 amino acids)
Biological process (GO): spliceosomal snRNP assembly; mRNA splicing, via spliceosome
Cellular component (GO): U1 snRNP; catalytic step 2 spliceosome
Molecular function (GO): RNA binding
Source: RefSeq, a predicted model, not a curated record